AUGGCUUGCAGUAGCGGCAACAGGAACAGGGGAGAGAGGCUAAAACCGGUCCAAUCAGCCACGAGGAGACGUCUCUGGAAGUGCAGGUUUGAUAGGGUAGCUGUGGAAGAUGAACAGAUGACUACGAAGACUAUACAAAGACACACUGAGCCGAACCUCAUCAAACUCGCGGCAAACGAUUCAGCCAUCAUAUCCUCGCCAUCCUAUCCAAGCAACUACCAGAACAAUCAGGACAGCCAGUGGGUUAUCCAAACAGCGGAGAACUUUAGAAUCCUCCUCAGUUUCAAAGCUUUCAGCACGGAGAGUUGUUGCGACCAUCUGAGUGUCGGGGACGGUAUGGAUUCUGCAAACUACUCUACAAGGAUCUUCAGGUCGAGUGGGAGCAGUCUCCCGCCUGAUACGCUCUCAGCCGGCAAUGCCAUGUGGCUUAGGUUCACAUCUGAUGGAGGUUGUGUAUUUAACUCUUGUCUGAACAGCGGGACGUGUCAACCAGUGGGGAGGUCUGGCUUCAACUGUGAAUGUCUAGAUGGGUUUGAAGGCACGAGAUGUGAAACAGAGCUGAUCAAUCUUGCGGCAAACCAGUCAAUCAACAUUACCUCGCCAUCCUAUCCAAACUACUACCCGAACAAUCUGGACAUCCAGUGGGUUAUCCAAACAGCGGAGGACUUUAGAAUCCUCCUCAGUUUCAAAGCUUUCAGCACGGAGAGUUGUUGCGACCAUCUGAGUGUCGGGGACGGUAUGGAUUCUGCGAACUACUUUAAAAGGAUCUUCAUGUCGAGUGGGAACAGUCUCCGGCCUGAUACGCUCUCAGCCGGCAAUGCCAUGUGGCUUAGGUUCACAUCUGAUGAAGGUGGCACCAGAAGUGGUUUUUCUCUAUCAGCUCGAAGCUAUGGAUCAGUUGAGCUGAUCAAUCUUGCGGCAAACCAGUCAAUCAACAUUACCUCGCCAUCCUAUCCAAGCAACUACCAGAACAAUCUGGACAUCGAAUGGGUUAUCCAAACAGCGGAGGACUUUAGCAUCAUCCUCAGUUUCUACGCUUUCAACACGCGGUAUAAUGAUAAUGUGGGGGUUGGCAAUGGCCUCGCCUCUACCGACUCCUCCACUACGGUCUUCCGUAAAAGUGGGAACGUUCUCCCGCCUGAUACGCUUUCAACCGGCAAUGCCAUGUGGCUAACGUUCACAACUGAUGGUUAUGAAAACAACAAAGGCUUUUCUCUAUCAGCUCGAAGCAUUGGAGCAAUUGGUUGCAUAUUGAACUCUUGUUUGAACCGCGGGACGUGUCAACCAGUGGGGAGGUCUGGCUUUAACUGUGAAUGUCUAGAUGGGUUUGCAGGAACGAGGUGCGAAGCAGCAAACCAGUCAAUCAACAUUACCUCGCCAUCCUAUCCAAGCAACUACCCGGACAUACUCGACAUCCAGUGGGUUAUCCAAACAGCGGAGGACCAGAGAAUCAUCCUCAGUUUCCACGUAUUCAAUACGGAGAGUUGUUGCGGCCAUCUGAUUGCCGGGGAUGGUAUCGAUUGGACAAACUCCUCUACAAUGAUCAUCCUUUUGCCUGGAAGGAGUUUCCCGUCUGAUACGCCCUCAACUGGCAAUGUCAUGUGGCUAAGGUUCAUAUCUUUUGGUGAUUUGUUCGGUUGUGUAUUGAACUCUUGUCUGAACAGCGGGACGUGUCAACCAGUGAGGAGAUCUGGCUUUAACUGUGAAUGUCUAGAUGGGUUUGCAGGAACGAGGUGCGAAGCAGGUAAGGACUAUCACUAA
This is a messenger RNA of Patiria miniata (bat star), 1761 nucleotides long. RefSeq names its product tolloid-like protein 1. The record is from RefSeq and is a predicted model, not a curated record. NCBI's taxonomy places the organism in Eukaryota, Metazoa, Echinodermata, Asteroidea, Valvatida, Asterinidae. Bases 1 to 1761 code for a protein of 586 amino acids. Gene Ontology annotation, molecular function: calcium ion binding. The transcript is spliced from 9 exons.